AAAGGAAAGACCAUGGCAACUGAGAACCAAAGACGAACACUCAGCAUGGUAACUUUGACAGCAUUAGGACUCAUCUGCUUAGCCCUACUCCCCACCACAGAUUCCAAGCCUCUCUGCCCAGAACUAUUAAAUGUUAUGGAAUUGUUUUUAACUGGGAGUAAAGAAGACUACAUGAAUUCAGUGAAGAGUCACGUCGAUACACCUAGAAUUAUAAACACUGCAGAGAAACUCAAAGACUGUGUAGAAACAUCCAUGAAUCCUGAAAAGCAAAAGAAGGCUUAUGAUUUCGUGGAACACCUCUCCCAAGAUGUAUGUCAGAAAACUCUAUGAGUCAGGCUGAUGGACUACCAUGCAAGACCAGGAAGGACCAUGCCCAUCCCACCAUGCUUGCUGACCAGCAUCCAGACUUGCUGACCCUCAUUCACUGAUCCCAGCCUGGGCUUCUGACCAGCCCAUCAUGAUUCUACUACUUGACCCUCUAGAUACCCUUCAGCCUCCUCACCAAUCAUC
This is a messenger RNA of Dromiciops gliroides (monito del monte), 510 nucleotides long. RefSeq names its product major allergen I polypeptide chain 1-like. Gene Ontology annotation, cellular component: extracellular region. The record is from RefSeq and is a predicted model, not a curated record. The transcript is spliced from 3 exons. Bases 13 to 330 code for a protein of 105 amino acids. Gene Ontology annotation, molecular function: steroid binding. Lineage: Eukaryota; Metazoa; Chordata; Mammalia; Microbiotheria; Microbiotheriidae.